UGUUCUGUGGUUUCUCACUUAAUUUGACGUUUGUGGUUUCUAUGUUGAAAUUGUAAAGACAAAAUAUAUAUUUUUAAAACAAUCUUAAUAAUCUAACAAUGCCAAAUCUUCACGUAUGAAUUGAAUUUCUGUGUUCAUUUAGUUUCAGUGUUAACUAACGAUCAAUUACAAUGGCGAGGUCGCCAACCGACGACCCGAGAUUCAACGAUAACACUUGGAAUUACCAUGUGGAAACCGGUGAUAACUGUGCACCUGGUGGAAUGAGUGAGAUUAAGCCGACAGCGCUGCCGUCCAGCCCCAACGUGCCUGCGGAGAACAUGUACGGAAGGAGCACUUUCAGCGGGGAUGUUUACAACAAAAGUAGAGACGAUAGUUCAUUCAGCCAAAUCCCGAACGCUAAUCGUGUUAACCGUCAGGCCUACGGCAACGCUAUGCUCAAUUUGGGCAACGGACAGAUGGUCAGAGUUUUUUACGACGAAAAUAACCAACAGCUAAUCUUCCCCAUGUCUGGUCAGUAUGAACUUUUCAAUCACAACCAAGGUCUAGUCGACGUGCCUAUACAAACUGCGCCGUCGCACCUCUUCACACUGAACCAGGAGUUCACUAUAAACAACGCUCACGUGCAACCAUCUGCGACCAUACAACACAGUACUUUGAAUCAGGAAAAUAUAAAUCAGCAAUCAAAUGUACAGACGUCUAACUUCUUGAAGGAAGUUUUAGGUAACUGGGAGCCUAACUUGAGUGGUACAUAUUCCCCAUUUGGUCAAAACUAUCCAUUAAAUCAUCCUGACGCUCCAACCAUAUCAAAUAAUAGUACUUUAGAAAAUUUGACUCACAUGAAGCCUGAAAACUCACCAAAGAGACAUGAGAAUGGUCCUCUUGCAGACACAUGUACCAAGAAGCGCAUAGUUGCUGAAGUUAAGCCCAUGCGUCCCAGCUACUCUGAUGUGUUAGCCAAAAACACAAAAAACACUCCCCCUGAUACAAAAAAAGCCAAACCUCAAAAUUCUGUUGAAAAUAAAACUCCCACCAAACUUAUCAAAACUGAGAAACCACUCAACACAAAACAGAUUAACAAUGAUAGUAAAAAAUCAGACAAAAAGUUACAUGCAACAAUUUCAUCGGGAAGUGAAUCGGGUGACUUCAAUGGGGACGACUCAGAGAAGCAACAAAAGAUUAGCAAAAAGUCCAAGAACAAACGUAACAACAUGUCUCGUAAAUGGUCAUCACUGGACGAUAUAGCAACAGAAGAGGGCUUGAACCAGGAUAAUAGCCAAUUUGUGUUCAUUAAAAAUGACGAGAAACAGAAGAAGGACAAAAAGAUUGACAAACCAAAGAAUGUUGAGAGUAACAUAGAAGAAAAUGAGUUUAAUUUAGACGAUGAAGAUGAAGAGUCAUCACAGUUUGUCCUACAGGAAGGUCAAAUUGAAAGCACCAAGUCCAAGAAGAAAAAAGAAGCCAGACCCCAUCACAAGAACUCCAAAAGUGUUCAGGACAAAAAGAAGAGCAACCAGACUAAAGCGAGGAGGAACAAGCCAGGAUACAUGGGUGUAGUGCAGACCUAUGUGGAGCGAUGGGGAGGCGCAAGCUGGAAGGCAGUUGUGUGGUUCUUAUAUCUACUGUCGGACAUCUGCCGGAUGAGUCUCCAUUUAUCCUUUGACUUAUGUACAUCUGUGUUCACUCAGACCUACGUCAGUUCUCAAGCAGUGUGGCGCAGCAGUAAGGACUGGCUCACCAAGCUGGGGAGCAACAAAUUCUUUGUGUAUAUUGACAAGAAAUUCGGCAAUACACGCUUUGCAUUUUGGAGAAAACUUAAAUGGUUUAAAAAAGAAACUGAGUCGGACAGCGGCAAUGACUCCACUAAGCUGAACGCAAACAUACCACUGCCAGCCACUGGGGACGAAGCUAUGAAGAGAUUGUUAGCGUGCAAAGGAAAAGAUCCAUAUAGCAUCCUAGGAGUGAGCGUAACGUGCACGGACGAGGAGAUCAAGCGCUACUACCGCAGGCAAGCGUUCCUGGUGCACCCCGACAAGAACCAGCAGCCUGGUGCAGAGGAGGCCUUCAAGAUAUUGCAGCAUGCCUUCGACCUCAUCGGAGAGCCGGAGCGUCGCUCGGCGUACGAGCAGCGCGCGCGCGAGUCGCGCUCGGCGGAGGCGGCGUGGGGCGAGCUCAGCGUGCUGCUGGCGCAGCUGCACGACAAGAUGGAGUACGCCGCCAACACCAUCAGAUGCACCAACUGCGGGCGGCGCCACAAGCGCGUGCUGACGGAGCGGCCGUGCUACGCCGCGCGGUACUGCGCGCAGUGCAAGAUACGACACUCCGCCAAGGAGGGUGACAUCUGGGCGGAGUCCAGCAUGCUGGGGCUGUUGGUGAUGUACUACGCGUGCAUGGACGGCGCCGUGUACCAGAUCACGCAGUGGGCCAGCUGUCAGAAGAGGAACCUGAAGCAGCUGCGGCCGGACUGCCACGUGGUGCAGUACCGCAUCGUGCUGGGCAGCAAGGCGGCGGCGGCCGACCCGCUGCCCGGACAGCGACCCGCCACCGGCCCCGACCCAAACCUCGAAGAGUUUCUGAACAACCUGUACAGCAAGGCGGGCGCGCCGCCCGCGCCGCCGCCCGCGGACAGCGCCGACGCUAAAAAGAGACGCAAUAAAAAACCUAAAGCUUAAAUAAAUCUCUCGUUAUCAAAAAAGAAAUGUUUUGAUUAAAAAUCGAUAGUCCUUUUCGUCAUCACUAAAAGACGUCAGCCUCUCUGACCAUGUUACAUAUGAAUUCUCUUUUUAUAAUCGCUAACUCUUCGUAAAAAAGCGAACGUGUAGACCACAUACUCGUAACUGAAGUAAACUUUUAGCUCCCUCUCAACGUCUGUUCGCCUCGCACGAUUACAUUUUUCGUAACGGACUCACCAGCGCACCCUCUAAGACAAGCGUGCUUAAAGAAGUUUUACUUCAAAAAUGUAUGGAAAUGAUAAUAAUAUAUGCGAUUGAUAACCUGACCUGAGUCAUUCCCAUACAGUUUUUUUAGUUGUCGAAGCAUUAGCGAUUGUAGAAAUAGAAUCGAUGUGUCACAGAUUCUUGAACGGCUGUAGGCAUCUUAAAUUUUAAAGGUGUCUAUGUCACCUGCGUGGUGACAAUUCGACGCAAUUACUUUGUUAUCUAUGUUGUCUAUGUUGUGUUGUUGGUAUAUAACAAUGAUUAACUUUAGUCCAUAAUAUGUUAACUAUCGAUAUUUAAUCGACAAUAUACCUUCAGUAUAAUCAUCUCAGUGAGCCACUUUUGACAGAUCACAAAAAUAAUGCUCAUGUAAUUUUUAGAUUUGAUGUAAAACUAAUUAAAAAAAAUACAGUGCAUAUAACCCACUUCUUCCAUAAAAAAGAAUUGAAUUGAACCUCCUUCUUUUUGGAAAUCUUUGACAGGGAUUUGACAGAAAUAUAGUGAAAUGUCAAAAGUGGUCCUAUUAUAGCGUUGUACUGUUAUAAAAAAUCUCCCACAUUGACUUGUUUUUGCGCGAAAUCUGUAAAUCGAACACUUGUUUCGUACUCUAAUAUCUGUGAAAAAAUGCCUUCAAUAAAAUACUGUAUUGUGUUAUAUAUAUUGACAUAAAUAUAAAAAGGAUGAGUAGUAAGUAAAAAUCCAAAAGCAUUUUACCUACAGUCUGCUUGGAAAUAUGAAAAGCCUGGAUUGCGCUAAAAAUACUUAUGUAGUCAUCUUUGCUAUGUAAAAGCUAUGGGCUCAAAAUGGCUAGAACUCAGAGCCGUAUAGCAAGUUAAAAAAAUGGCGAGGGUUUUUAUUUUUCUGGUCAGGAUAUACAGAUAAAUUGUGAAAUAGCACUUAUGAGAGCAAUUAUAUUGAAAGGUAGGACAUUGUAACUUUGAAGGAUUUUUUAUUAAUUUUUUAUUUUCUACGUAUAGAAAUGGAGGGUAGAAAUACAGAGAAUGAUCUCUAUUAUGACAGCGUUUGUCGAAAUGCUUUAAAUUCGUGAUCGCAACAGUAGCUAGAGGGUAUACAAUAAGUUGUUUGUUACUCAGCGCCACGUCGAUUCUCUUUUUACAAUCGCAAACGCUUCGAAAGUAAGAAUGACAUUUGUCAUCAACAGGUCACGUGAUUAAGUUAUUAGUUUUCAAAGCGUUAGCGUUUGUAGAAAGAGAAUUGACGUGCCACGUGGCUACAGGCCCUGACUGACGCUGACUCUAUAUUAAGCUCGUUACGAACUGGCUCGUCCGGCAUCAUUUGCCUGUGACAAUCUCUUGCAAUUACGGGCCUUGUGUAGUGUCUUAGUGAAGGACGUAACAAUAAAAUAAAGAUGCCGAUAUGUAACGUGUAAAUUAUACCUUGUUUUUAAACUACAACAAGUCAACUGAGUUUUGAUGUAAAAUUAUAUUUACAGGUUUUAUGUUCCUUGAAAAAUCCAUUAUGGCACAAACUAUAUCAGUGUUCUGUCCUAUUAACGUAAUUCGGAAUUUAUCUUCUAGUUGAAACCAAUUUUCUUGACGAGUUUCAAUUUGAAGCAUUUCAACAUUAAAAAUAGGUACUAUGUUUCGCUACAUUCAGACAAAAAUAUACCCUCUGACUACACUUGCGUUAUUUCAGAGCGCUUUUAAAUUGUUAUUUACUAUACAUACUGAGCACAUGAGAUCGUUCUCUCAAUCCAUUCCGAAAACUUCCGUAGCUUUGUGCAAUGCUGACACGACAGACCGAACGCGUUGGAGUGUUUAAACUGAAAGUACACUUUACCCGUGCAUUCAAAGCCAUACAGACUUUUCGGAAUAGAUUGACUAUACCAUCUUUACCCUGUUGACACAGACUAAAAGAAAAAUAGACAGACGAAAAUUCCAUAAAGUGAAACUAGUACCUGUGUCGGUUUUUUUUUUUGUCAACGAAUCGUUACAAAAUUAAUCGUACUAUUUUUGGUUGUAGAAAAUUAGCUAUGAAUUGAGAUUUUUCUUACUUUUCAAACUUGAAAAAUAAGUAUGUUAACUCAUAAAAGUAAGGCUAUUAAGAGAUUUCUCGUUUUUACUUCAUUUCGAAGUCAUUACAUUUUCGCUCAUAUAAAGUGAAAAAUGUAUCUGAAUGCUGUUGCUGAUGUCACGUUUAUUUAAAAACUUUCACUCAUAGUACAGGUCUGUACAGAUCAAAAGUAGAAAAUAUCCACCAUAUGCCUAUAUUUGUAUCAGCAAAUGUACCCUGCACAAUCCACUGACUGAGCACUACUGUUUAGAAGCAGUUUUAUGCAUUUUACUUUUUGGACGAGAAUUAUUCUGGCUUUAAUUUAAUGUAAGACAUUGUUAAAAGCUCAAGUAAUUGACUCCUUCAACCACCUCUAAUAGUAUAAGUGUUUAUAGAGUCUUCCACUUUUCAAAUAUUAAAUAGAGAAUGUAAAACGCGUGUUCGUCUAAAUUUAAUUUAGUCUGUGCGCACUGCAGUGUUACCUUCCGUCGAUAAUACUGUGCAGUUUAUUCCAAACUAUCCAAAAUACAAAGCAAAGCUCAUUGCAUACGUUACGUGUUUUCUUGUGACAGGAAUUUUCUGACAUAUCGUUUCCUACGAAAUACACACGAAAGUAUACCUGCACCAGAGCACGUAUGUGUGGUGUUCAGAUAAUGUCGCUGCAAGACACUGCUCGAGUGGAAGUAGGCACUUAGUAGCGAGGAAAGUGAGCAGGAACGUUACUCGUCCUGCCUCAUAUCAUGCCGCGAAUAUUCUUGAAUAUAUUUCCACGAAUAUUCGCUGGAGUGUUUCCGCGAGUAGAGCAGUGUGUGGCCAGGCAGGAUAACAUCCCUUUUGUGGUCUAAACCCGUUCUGUAUGCAGUGGCCUUUAUUCCAUCUUAUACAUGUGCAAAAAAUGUACUAAGAAAUAUUUCAAUAUUUUCUCUCUAUUUUUAAAUUUAAUACAUUACCCGAUAGUACAAUAUUGUUUGCAUUGACUAAAAUGAAUUAAUUAAUAAUAUUUUAUUUGUGCAGUUAUUGUUUGCAAAACAACGCUUAAUAUGUUUUUUUUAAGUUAAGUAUUUUUUUGUAUAAAAUGCUAAGUCAUUUGCGAUAAAACAAAUUAUGAAAUACAUUUUGUGACGAUGGACCGUCAUUGUGUGUGAUGUGAGUGAGGAAUAUUUUUGUAUAUUGUUCUUUUUGUUAUUAUGAGUCGAUAAUAUUGACACAAUUAGUUGAACAAAAUUUUAUCAAGAAGAUUACAGAAGUCAUACAAUGAAAUAUUCAAAAUAAUUAUAACUUGAAUUAUUAUAUAUUUCCGCGAGUGCUCGUCUUUAACACUUUAGAAGCGAAGGAUUCUAAGAUUUAUAAAAGAAUCACGAACGUAGCGAGAGAGUCAACAAUACGAUUUGUAUUAUUGUAAUUAUUGUUCAAUUGAUGGGAAUUCGAAAUGCUUUCUUGCCAGUAAAAAAUACAUUAGUUUGCGCGAGUAGGAGCGACAAAGAAACUUUUUCCGGUUUAACUAGAUGGAAAAGACCCAUUUUCCAAACAUGUAAGAAUUGUAACUAAUUGCCAGCAAUUGGUUCACAAUUUUCAUUUUCUCGAAAGUAUCAAUAAGGGUUUAAAUAAAGCAGCACUCGUCAACGAGAAUUGUCACGAAACAUUUAGUGAUGUCAAUAUUAUCGAGUCCAUAAGUAGAGAUCGAAACUGCCUGUAACAGAGAUUACCUAUCGGUUAGAUACGUUGUUGUUAAGCUAGACGAGGUGUCACGUUGGAUGUGCGUACACAUUCGAGCUUCAUGUGUCAGUAAACACGUGGAAACUA
This is a messenger RNA of Bicyclus anynana (squinting bush brown), 6749 nucleotides long. RefSeq names its product dnaJ homolog dnj-5. The transcript has 9 exons. The record is from RefSeq and is a predicted model, not a curated record. Gene Ontology annotation, molecular function: dopamine receptor binding. The coding region runs from base 171 to 2669 and encodes 832 amino acids. Lineage: Eukaryota; Metazoa; Arthropoda; Insecta; Lepidoptera; Nymphalidae.